CCUCUGCUCCUCUCAUGUUCACACUGGUACUACUGUUCACAAACACACGGGGACAUACAAUGCUCAGCUGGCUCAUUCGAGGAUAACACUAAAAACUUCGCCUUGUAUUAUGCUGCCUGUCUUCAUCUACAGGAUAGUGUAAAAACCCUUGAGCCAAAUAAUGAUGGGCAUCCUUAAGAGGAAGUUUGCUGAGCUGGAUGAGGGCCCCUGCUACUCCUCUUCCUCGUCUCCUGCGUCCUCUGUCCCUUCCCCCGUCUCCUCUGGGUGGGACUCAGACAGAGAGAACCUCGACAUUAACCUUCACUGUCCCCCUUCACCUGCUACUUUGCCCCUGAGAUCUAUCCUUAAGAGACCAAAACUUGCAGAUGCCCAGAACAGUGUGUGCUUCGCCCAGGUGACUGUGUACAGUUUUCCACGCUGCCAGGGAUUCACCAGUGUUCCCAGUCGUGGAGGUGCCACUCUGGGCAUGAUGAGGAGGCAUAGUGAGGUUCAAACUUUUACAGUAUCCGAACAUGCUCUGGAGCAACGGCACAGGCGCCGAGAGCAGCUCAGAGAGCGACGGAGGCAGGAGCGGUUUCAGGAAAUGAAACAAAAAUUGAUCUCCAGUGGGGCCAUAAAUGAAACAGAAGCUGAGACUCUCACAAUAGACCAAGUGCCAAUUGAAGAAUUCUACAUUAACAUUAACAGUGUGGAGUUGGAGGGCGGAGGCUUUCUUCAGCCGUACUCUUCAAAGCAGAGGCAGGCGAUCCUCUUGGCAGCAGGGGUGAAGCGCAUUGACAAGGAGGAGAAGAGGCAGCUCCACGCACUCCGUCUCUCCAGGGAGACCUGCGGCUGUGACUGCCAAGGCUUCUGCGAACCAGAAAGCUGUGCAUGCAGCCUGGCAGGCAUCAAGUGUCAGGUGGACCGCUUUAACUUUCCAUGUGGCUGUAGUCAGGAUGGUUGUGGGAACACCCGGGGUCGUGUAGAGUUUGACUCCAGACGUGUGCGCACUCAUCACUUCCACACCAUAAUGAGACUGGAGCUCGAGCGGAGACUAAAACACGAAACUCCAUUUUCAAAGGACCAGUCUAAAGUUCAGAAGGACAGCAAUAAGACGCGGCCAUCACAGAACAUGCAGGACAAAAUUCGCCCCUCUGGGUUUUCUUUUGUGGAAGACAAUGAUAAUCCUCUCACUAUCCCUACUGUGAGUCCAUAUAGUUUAUUACCAGAGCAGCCAGUGGUGGAGGAGAACAGUUGCAGUAGUGACAUGACUGUCUCUUCCUGCUCUUCUUUGGAUGCUGUGAGCCUGAAUGGACUCUCAACUCUUUCUGAAAACAACAUGGGAUCAUCUCAUAAUUUAAAUAUUUGUGACAAUAACUCAGUUAGAAAUACAAAUGAACCAUUGAGCCAAAUUAGCUACACAUCUACUGACGUCGUGGGACCUCCUUGUUCAAAUAACAACACAUUCACAGACAUUCUAAGUUUGUCCCCGCAGUCCAAUUGUCUUGAUGAAAACUCACUUGAAGACUUUCCUAACACUCCCUCGCCUUCUGGAGACUACUACAUGGACCUGAGCCUUUCUUCUGAUUCAGAUCUUGAAUUUUUUGACAGUGAUUACACAUCUGGGCUACCACACAGCUCCUUUAAGGGUCAGAGGCUCUCAGAUAGCCUGGACCACCUUCAGUUAUUCAGCUCUGACUCUCUUCCACAGGAUGAAUCCAGCACCUACCUCUUGGAGUCUCUGAUAGGUCUUAUAGACUGAAUACUUGGUCAUUAAAGCCACCAAACAUGUUGCCCGGCCAGCCAAAACUACAUGUUUUUCCUUUUCUAAGGGCCUUAGUAAUUGACAGGUGGAUUAGCUAAUCAGAGAAAUGCAGGGAUUAUCUGUAUUAUUAAA
Messenger RNA from Periophthalmus magnuspinnatus, 1876 nucleotides. It is a transcript of the gene csrnp1a, whose product is annotated as cysteine-serine-rich nuclear protein 1a. NCBI's taxonomy places the organism in Eukaryota, Metazoa, Chordata, Actinopteri, Gobiiformes, Gobiidae. The transcript is spliced from 5 exons. Gene Ontology annotation, biological process: regulation of transcription by RNA polymerase II. The record is from RefSeq and is a predicted model, not a curated record. Gene Ontology annotation, cellular component: nucleus. Bases 161 to 1741 code for a protein of 526 amino acids. Gene Ontology annotation, molecular function: sequence-specific DNA binding; DNA-binding transcription factor activity, RNA polymerase II-specific.